AUGGGUGGAGUUGGUACAUCGGGUUCACGUAAAGAUAAGAAGAGGUCUAGAUUAAUUCUUAGCGAUUCGAGGUUGAGCGAUGAGUUACUAGAGCGGAUUCGGAGGAAAGUAACAGGCAAGUGUCGUAAUGGCUCAGUUGAUUUUAGAAAGAAUGUUGUGGACAAUGGAGAAUUUGUUAGGAAUGGCGAAUCUGGAAGUGAAGAGAGAAAGGGAAGGGGGAGUCCCAUGGAAUUUGGAAGUGGGUCUAGUAGAAACAUAAUGGGUGGGAGGAAUAAAGGAGUCAAUUGCAAUGUAAAGAGCAUGUUGGAGAGGGAGGAGGAUGAAGCUCAUUUGCUCAUUUCAUCUUUGAGGAGAGAGAAGUUUUGUGAAGCAUCCGAUAAGCUUAUCAAGUUGCAGGGGAAAAAUGGUGUUGAAAGUAAUGGUCAAUAA
Molecule: messenger RNA, 429 nt
Organism: Ilex paraguariensis (yerba mate)
Lineage: Eukaryota; Viridiplantae; Streptophyta; Magnoliopsida; Aquifoliales; Aquifoliaceae
Source: the annotation of a GenBank genome assembly